AUGUUUUGCACAAGAAAUUUAAUUAAAAUUGUGAAUAUCUCGAAAUCACAACCAAUCAAUGCUUUAAAUCAACAUAAAUUAUGGAAGUCGAUGCAUAUUUCGUCAUCGCUUACUCAGCAAAUGAAAAAUCAUCAAGCAACUUCAGAUGAAUUCAGAGUUUAUUAUGGCAAGUUUCAUGAUUGCGUUUCAUUUCUUAUUAAUUUAUUAAUCUUUAAUUCUUUGUGUUUAGGGUCCCUUACACCAAACAUAAAAUCAGUCAAAGUAUUCUCUUUAACUACCAGCAUAGUUGGAAUCAUUGCACAACCCAUUCUCUAUAAUCAAGCUGCUCAAAUGAGCACUUCAACUCCUGUCAUUGCAGCUAUAUGCGGCUUCGUAGGGUUCUUCACAUUUGUUACUCCAUUUCUACUUCAUGUUGUAACAAGACGAUAUGUGACUGAACUUUAUUAUAAUCCAAAAACAGAUGAAUAUAAUGCAACGACAAUUUCAUUCUUUUUAACAAAAAAGAAAACAAUUUUUAAACCUGAAGACGUUGUUGUACCAGAAGUUACAGGAAUGUUCACAUCAUUCGUUGUUAAAAAUAAAUCUGGAAAGAAACCAGCAGCUUUGUUUGUUGACCCAAAAUUAUUUGAAGAUCCUCAGCACUACGUUAAGAUUAUGGGAUAUGACAAGCCAUUAGAUCUUAAGUUAGAUUUGUCAGAAAAGAAAUGA
Messenger RNA from Clunio marinus, 708 nucleotides. NCBI's taxonomy places the organism in Eukaryota, Metazoa, Arthropoda, Insecta, Diptera, Chironomidae. The record is from the annotation of a GenBank genome assembly.